Messenger RNA from Pocillopora meandrina, 6648 nucleotides. Lineage: Eukaryota; Metazoa; Cnidaria; Anthozoa; Scleractinia; Pocilloporidae. The record is from the annotation of a GenBank genome assembly.
AUGAGAAUUACCCUGUGCUCCUUAGGAUAUACGAAAAGACGUGUGGCAAGUGUGGCAAGGGUGGAAGCAACAGCUAUGAGAAUUCGCUUUGUUGUGAUGGCUUUUGGUAGCCUUUUCUUUCUAACUUACCUGGUAAAAUGUAUUGAUUCAAGGAAAGUUUACAUCGGGUAAGUCAAAGCGUACUCAACUCGCAAUGUAUUGCAAAUAACACCUGAAGUUUUGAUGGAAAGAUAAAAUGAUUUCGAGGAAUGAGACCCUAAGUGCAUGUAUUUGCCAAAUGCUGAGUUACUUGUAUCGUGACAGAAACCAAAAAUUAUCAGUUGGGCUUGGAAGAAAAACAACAAAAUAGGAAUCAGAUGUAAAUUAGGUAAAAAUGGGGAUUCGUGAACAAAGGAAAGGAGCUUUAGGAGUGCUUCAGUCUACAAGAGUUGUAUCAUCUUCAUGUUUUAUUAAUCAUGAGCUUUUGUUUUGUUCUGUUUUUUUUUCAAACAGGCACAAAGUUUUGAGAGUCAUUCCCAAGACAAAGGCACAGGUUGAUUUUCUCCGGUCACUUCACAGCUUUUUUAACAAUGAAGUUGUAAGUAGACGUUCUGUGCCUGCUCAACUUAGUCGAGAAUAUAUAAUGAACGAGAGCUUGAAGCGUGGGAAAACCCAAGCGAGCAAGUCUCGAUUGCAAUUAGGUUUGAAUCUGAUUGGUUACAGGGAUGAUAAAAGUUUUCUGGAUAAAUCACAGCGUGAAUUAAAGCAAACCCUAAGCAGAGGGUGUCAAUGGGGUCGACCGUUAGCCGUAAAACGGAAGAAAAUUAAUGAAUAACGAAAAAUUUUAACCGUUAGUAGCGAUUAAAGUUAACCGUAAAAAAAUGUUCUUUUAACCGCACAGAAGAAGUUAAUCGUUAGCCGUAAAAUGGCUUAAAUUUUAUCAGUUAACCGUAAAAGCCUUCACCCCAUUGAGACCCUCCAAGCAAUUGCGGAUCAUUUUCGACUUUUAAUUAAAAAUUGAGGAAAAACACAUGUUUUUUAAAACCAUGUUUAAAAAUAACUACGUUUCAUAAAACUUGUUUAAGUUGGUGUGAACAGGGCAAAAUGACUUAAAACAUUUAAAUGUACGCAAGAGCAUAUAUCACAGACAAGACAGGAGUGUAUCUUCUGUUUUUAAAGGUGGAUUUUUGGACACACUCUUCGCUUCGAGGAACACCUGUUGACAUUCGUCUCGCCCCAGGACAAGUUUAUAGAAACAUAACCUCUUUGUUAAAUAGUCAUAACAUCAAGUUUCAAGUCCAAAUAUCCGACUUACAGUCAGCUAUUAAAAGAAAAAACCGAAACUGGCGUAAUAAACGUGAAGAGUCUUCGUGGUUUGAGAAAUACCAUACCCUGGCAGAGGUAGGUGACAAAGAAAGAAAAGCGUGAAAUACAAUCGAGCCUAUCGAGUUUUAGCAUAGUUGUCGGUAGACACUCACGGGCAAGAGCGACCUAUGAUCACUCUUGAAUGGAUGAGCUAGGACUUCUCGAUCUCCUUCUUUCCAGUAUGAGAGGAAGUAGUGACUGCAACUCUGACAUAUAAUAGUCUGAAUAAUAAUGAGGAUCGAAAAACACCAAUGGCAGCAUCGGCACCAAAACAUACAAAUAACAGCUUUCCGGAUAAGGAGUAGAGCUGUCAGAACGUCGUAAUCAAUACAGUUGACAGUCAAACUCUUCAUCAUGAGACAAACGAUGAACUACAAUAUUUUCUAUAACACUGAAUUUCACUUAAAGAAAUCACAUUCUAGUCACUUAUCGAAACGAUUUCUCACAAAGUCCGAAGAAGUAGCUCAGGUAUCUUUCCUUAACUUGACGCAUAUUUGCGUUCACUCGAGCUUUCUGUUAACGCUGUGUGAAUAUUUUGUAUGCGUUUUAAACGUAUUGUACACAGUGUCUGUGCUGAUUUAUCUGACUUGGCUGCGACUUGCAACCGAACGAAAUAAAAAAGUGAGGCCAUAAUUUCAACUCGGGCGUUUUCUUUGGAAAGCCCGAGUAAUAGUUGUAGCUAAAUGACCUCACGCCUUAUUAAGGAUGCCAUAAAAAUCUCAUGGAGCAUCAUCGUUGUACCAACGUUAACUGAGAAAAUCCAAUUGUAUUUUGAGAAGAUUUGCAUGGACAAUGAUGGUAGAGAUUUGGCAAAAAGGAAAUCAUAUAUAACUUACUUUUUUUAUGAUAUCAGUAUUGUAAGGUUUUUCGUCUCAAGUAUAGCAGAGCUGAAACAAUAUGAGCACUGUAACUUUUGUCUCUCUUAGAAAAUAUUGAACUUUCCUUUUAAGAUUUUUUCCAAAUUAGAAGAAACUGCUGCCAGGUUUAAGGAGAGAGUGCGCAUGAUCACAUUUGGAAAGUCCUACGAGGGAAGACAACUGAAAGCUGUUGAGGUAAAUUUUAAUUUAAUUAAUGAUACUUUUCAUUUAUCUUAGCCCAAAAAUAACCAUGUCGUCUACAAACUGUGCGAAAAAGACAUCCCAAGUAUUGGACAGGAGCUGUAUAUAACGCGAAAUUCUGAUUAAAUCCUUUUUAACACUAAAAUUGUCUCAAUUUGGGUUCAUAUUUGUUCUCUCCAGAGCUGUUUAAACUGUAUCUUUUAUCAACGCAAUCUUCCCUUUGAUUGAUAUCAUGUAUCAAUUUUUCCACUUAUUUGUUAGAUCGGAUCAACUCUACAUAUCCCUAAGCCACUGGUUUUUAUCAACUGUGGAAUUCACGCCAGAGAGUGGGUUUCCCCAGCAACAUGUAUGUAUAUCAUAGACCAGGUAAGAAUUAUGAGCGGAUGAGCUAGUUUGCUUUUAACCACAGGGACACUACCUGAUUUAUUUUCCUUUCUCUUCACAGCUUACCUCCCGAUAUUCAGAUGACAUAACGGUACAACAAGUGUUGAACAAAGUUGAUUUUGUUAUCAUGCCUGUUUUUAAUGUGGAUGGUUACGUUUAUACAUGGGGAAAGGUAAGAUGAAGCCGGAAGACAGUCAUUGUAAGGCACUAGUCAUGUAUCAACGCCCGAAGGGGCAGCAGGGGAUUCAGCAUUUUUUUUGGGGGGGGGGGGGGAAAACAUGGUUUUCAGGGGGAACGAGGGAACGGGAGAACGGGAGAAUGGGAGAAUGGGAGAAUGGGAGAACGAGAGAAAGGGGAACUGGAGAACGGGGAAACGGAGAAACGGAGAAACGGAGAAACGGAGAAACGGAGAAACGGAGAAACGGAGAAACGGAGAAACGGAGAAACGGAGAAACGGAGAAACGGAGAAACGGAGAAACGGAGAAACGGAGAAACGGAGAAACGGAGAAACGGAGAAACGGAGAAACGGAGAAACGGAGAAACGGAGAAACGGAGAAACGGAGAAACGGAGAAACGGAGAAACGGAGAAACGGAGAAACGGAGAAACGGAGAAACGGAGAAACGGAGAAACGGAGAAACGGAGAAACGGAGAAACGGAGAAACGGAGAAACGGAGAAACGGAGAAACGGAGAAACGGAGAAACGGAGAAACGGAGAAAUGGAGGAGCGGGGGAACGGAGAAACGGAGAAACGGAGAAACGGAGAAAUGGAGGAGCGGGGGAACGAGGGAACGGGAGAACGGGGGAACGGGGGGGCAUCAGUUGCUGCUAACAGAGUAUCAAGGGGAACUAAAGAAAGUUUACUGCUAUUGAGUCUUAUCGGGGAAUCAGGUAAAAUUUUGAUGUGACAACAUAAAUCCUCCAACUUCUCCCUACCCCCUCCAGUGAUGAAUAGCUAUGCAGAUCGAGGUGGCGAGGGCGAACGGAACACGACACGAUGUAGGUUCAAGCAAAGAACUUGAAAUCAUGAUUAAUGAAAUACUUGCAUUUGUAAAUUACUUGUAAAAUUGUGAGAAGUACAAGGAAUUGUUACAAAUAGAUAACGAGGAUCUAUACAUGAUAUAAUUACUCAAAACAUUAGUAAUAGCUACUUUGUAAUGUAUUAUUGAUGAUGAAAUCUCAGUACUACGUUGUGGAGAUGAAGAAAAUUCCCAAAAGUAUAAUUUUUUUCUCUAAAAUGAAAUUACCAUUGAAGAGAGGCUAAAAAUUCUAGAACUUAUGAGAAUGAUGAGUCAAAACGAAGUGAAACAAAUUUGUGGGUGAAAAUUGGAAAAAAACAAUCCAACAACUAGUACACAAAAUACACUUAAUUUACCUGUUUAUUGUUCACAGGACCGCAUGUGGCGGAAGAGUAGAAGUUUGAACCCAGGCUCCCAAUGCGUUGGUGCUGAUCUCAACCGAAACUGGGGUUUCAGGUGGGGUGGUACGUAAAACGUCUUCUCUCAACUACCAGAAGAAAAAAAAUACGAAAUUGUAGCUGAAACCAUUGGCUUACAGAUAGAAGGACAACAAUAGUAGAGUAUAUGAAACACGCCUUUUUGUCACAUAUUUUUGGCCAAAUAUGUGGGGUAAAAUAUUUCAAUUAUUUUUAUUUUCCACCGGCCAAUGUUUCCUUCUUUUACCGUAUUUAGCUGUAGGGGGCUACAGGGUGGUGUGCUAACCCUGUGAGUGCUUUAAUUUAUUUAAAGGAAAAAGUUGUCGACCAAAUUCCUGUAUUUCUUUUUUCUUUUUAAAUUAAAAUGGACCCAAAUAUCCAAACAUCAAAUAACAAUUACACAAAAAAUCUGCAUGUUGCGACGCGUUUUCAUGCCUUUGAGAGAAAUUCAAAUUGUGUGAAACUAUCUGAAAAGGUAAUCAUCUUGGAAAACGCAAAAACUGACUUUCUCAAAAUUUUUUACUUUUCUUUCAUUAUUCAGAACCUGGCGCAAGCAGCCAUCCCUGCAGUGACAGUUACCAUGGAAACAGCGCGAUGUCAGAAGAAGAAGUGCAGGCUGUUGCCAAGUAUCUCGAGUCCUUAGGGAGAAGAUUGGUGGCUUUCCUAGACAUCCAUUCUUACAGUCAGAUGUUAAUGUUUCCUUGGGGCUAUACAAAGGCACAUUGUAAAGACUACUUAGAACUGGUAAUAAUUCUUUAGGGGGCAUCAUAGGGCUAUCUUCGAGUUUUCCCUUUUUUUCAGGGGUACUUGUGAAUAUUUAGGUGUUGGUUUUUCAAAUUUUGGUUACAUUUCAAAGUUCAUUUAUCAUAUCGACCGUUCGGCCCCGCGCGGUUUUCUCCAAAAAAGAUUUUAAAACAAAAUGUGGUAUUGAGGAAGUGCUGGCUGCAAGCAGAAAGAAAACGCAAAGAAAGAGAAAGACCAGUGGUCAUAUAAAAGAAAAAAAAUGAAAAAAAUACGAACAAAUAAAUUCGAGCGCUUACUUCGUGACCCUGCGCCACACAUUUUUCCGUUCAGCCCUCCGACUCAUUUCAUAAGUACAAGAUCCAUAAAUUAGUCAACACCUUAAACCUUAAGAGUGACGAGCAUCUAAUUUCUCCCAACAUUAUUUCCCCUGAAUCACACAUCAAGGUCAUGAGAAUGAAGGAAAUAAUCUCCAACGAAAAAAGCUUUUGAUCGGUAAACAAAUUCUCCUUGUCAGUACCUUGGGAACUGUAUAAAGAACAGUAUGGAGAAUAUGCAUUCUGAUAUAAGGGUGUAAAGGGUUAACAUAAAUGCAAAAUUUCGCGCGAUUGUAAGUAAGUACCUCAUUAAUUGGGAUGGAUUUGAGGUCGCCCACAUCAAAGAACACAGUGGUCUCCUGGUUAGCGCGUUGGACUCUGGAUUGAGCAAUCCUUGUUCGAGUGAACCCUGCUACAGCCUUUGACAGUUCUCCUGGCAGUGAAAUGCCAAGGAUACGUUAAUGGAACCCGGAGGGGUAAGAAAUUCAUCGAGUUUUUGCUUUUUGUUUAUUUUUUCACAACUCCUUUUCAGAUGCGAGUGAGCAAAGCUGUGGUGGACGCGAUCAAAACGAAAGGAGGCGACAACACCAGCUAUGUAUUUGGACAAACAUCUGACAUCCUAUGUACGUACUUUAUUUAAUUAAUGAUGACAGGAAACGAUAGAAACAAUUCUGGGAUUAUAUUGCUUUUGUAUUUUGCUUCACUUUGAAAUUAUUCCUAACAUACACGUUACUCACAAACACGUGAAUUGCAAUGUCUUAAAUUUUUAUAAUUUUUAGAAGUAAGCUAGGACUGAAUCGCUUUGCGAUUGAUUCUGAAAGCACGUUUUGCUUUCUCAAACAAUCAGAGGAGGGGCUUCGCGCCUUAUUUACUAGCCUAUAUUUAAUUUGAGUUCUCACUGGCUGCUUAUGAAAAUUCCCGUGCUCUGAUUGGCUAUUGAGGAAACUUUGGUCUUAUGACAUGUAAUCGAAUAGCACCUUGGGUGACCAAACCAUGAUUUGUUUUCUUGUAUUCCAAAAAUUGAUAUUUUCGGGUGGCAUUGCAAAGUUCCAAACCAUUUAGCUGUGCCUCAGAACGAAAGCUUUCAUUUCUUUAAAUUUUACAGCUUUACCUCCACCUGUAUUUCAAAUUAGAGGUGUUUUACAGUAGUAGUUUAUAUAAUUUUGUAAUCAUCUUGCAGAUAUCGAAUCAGGAACGAUGAAGGAUUAUCUUUAUGGGCAUUUAAAAGUAAAAUACACAUUUUCGAUGGAACUAAGAGACACUGGAAGACACGGCUUCCUUCUUCCUACCAGGUUAAUAGUUCCCACAGCAAGAGAAGCUUUUGAAGGAAUCAAAGCUUUGGUAUUGAAUAUGCAGUUAAACGAUCAAUGA